Messenger RNA from Tetrahymena thermophila SB210, 618 nucleotides. RefSeq lists its product as hypothetical. The record is from RefSeq and is a predicted model, not a curated record. The transcript is spliced from 2 exons. NCBI's taxonomy places the organism in Eukaryota, Ciliophora, Oligohymenophorea, Hymenostomatida, Tetrahymenidae.
AUGUGUAUUAGUAGUUAAAAUGCGUUGGAUAUUUCACUCAAAUUCAAAAACUUUUUAAUAGUGACUCUGAUUUUGGAAAAAUCUGAAUAAAAAUAUUUGAUUUAGACAAGUAUAUUGUAAAAUAAUAUUUUUUAGAAGUCAUUAAUAAAAAUUAAGAAGAACAAUUAUCUGAUUCAGUUAAUUCUUUUAUUAGCUAUCAAUAAGAAGAAACAACUGCUAACAAUAUAAUUAUUUAUUUUAAAUGAAUUAAAUUAUGAUGUCAAUAAAUUUAAUUCAAGAAAAGGAAGGAACAUAUUCAAAAAGAAUAAAUAAAAACAAAUAGUUUCCACUUUUCAACUGUUAAAAAGUGAUUUUUUUAAUAUAAGUUUUGAAAAUAAAAUUUAUAGCAUUCAAGGUUAAAAUUCAUAUUUCAAAAUAAAAAUAAAGUACAUAGCAAUAAAAUAUCUCAUUAUUUAUUAAAAAAUAUAAAUACUAAAAAUAAAUCAGCUGGAAAAGAAGUAUAAAAAUAAACAUACUACAUGCAAAAAUAAGAAACGAAUAUAUUUUUAGAGUAUAUAAUAAAAAAAAAAAAUUUUAACUAAUUACAAUUUCUAUUUGAAUUACAUUUUUAUUCAGUGA